AUGUUACUUUCACUUGUAAAACCUCGUGAUACGACACUUAUUACUCUUCAGUCAUUGAGUCCUAGUACUUCCCCGACUGUGCAUUUACCAUUGAUUGAAAAAGAGAUUUUAUCCCACGAUACACGUCGUUUUCGUUUUGCUUUACCUUCACCAGUUCAUAUAUUAGGCUUACCAGUAGGUCAGCAUCUUUCCCUUCGAUAUACCGAGGAAGAGACGGGAAAAGUAAUCAUACGAUCGUAUACACCCGUUACUUCAGACGAUACAAAAGGAUAUGUGGAUUUAAUUAUUAAAGUCUAUUUUAAAAAUGUUCAUCCAAAAUUCCCGGAUGGAGGGAAAAUGAGUCAAUAUUUAGAUCAGAUGACUAUUGGGCAAACCAUUGAAAUCUCAGGACCCAAGGGAAAAUUAACAUAUAUGGGCAAAGGUGAACUUCAUAUUAAACAUCGAAUUCGUGAUCCUGUGCCAGAGAUUCGAAAGAGUUUAAAGAUUGGAAUGAUUGCUGGUGGAACUGGAAUUACACCAAUGUUACAAAUCAUCCGUCGUGCGUUACAAGAUCCAGAAGAUAAGACCGAGUUCUCGUUACUUCUUGCAAACCAGACACCAGAUGAUAUUUUAUGUCGUCAAGAGAUUGAAACGAUGGCGAUAAAACAUGAAAAGAACAUCAAGUAUUGGUAUACGGUUGAUCGAGCUGACAAGACAUGGAAAUAUGCCACGGGCUUUGUGACGGCUGAAAUGAUUAAGAAAUACUUGCCAGCACCUGCAUCGGAUGUACAAAUUCUCAUGUGUGGUCCACCACCAAUGCUCAAAUUUGCCGUAUUACCAGCAUUAGAGGAAUUGGGAUUUACACCGGACCAAUACUUUAGCUUCUAA
Messenger RNA from Peronospora belbahrii, 867 nucleotides. NCBI's taxonomy places the organism in Eukaryota, Oomycota, Peronosporomycetes, Peronosporales, Peronosporaceae. The record is from the annotation of a GenBank genome assembly.